GGUCGAUACAGCCGUCCCACUACACACACUACAUAUAGACCCAUACACACACACUUAGAAAUUUACUUAAACCAAACAAAGCACAACCAUCUUGGUACAGCCAAAGAAAAAUGCCUCCAUCUACCACCAACACCACCACUCACUAUGACUCCUACCCACCAGUGUUCCGCCCAAAGAUCGCCUCAAUCCACCACUCAGCACCCACUUCACGCAACCCAUACUCAGACUCAGACCCACUACCAGUAAUCGACCUCCAAUGCCUGAACAAGAACAAACUAGCCGAGGCUUGCAGAGACUGGGGCAUAUUUCGAUUGGUGAACCAUGGUGUCCCAACAAAGCUGCUGAGCCAGCUUCAUGAGCAUGCCAAGGACCUUUUCUCUCUCUCCUUUGAGACCAAACAAAGGCAUGGUUUUGGAAGUCCUAUGUCUUACUUUUGGGGUACCCAUGGUUUAACCCCUAGUGGGGUGGCCAUUGAGAGGGGUCUCAAUAUUGCUACAAACAUUAACUGGGUCGAAGGUUUCAGUGUUCCUCUGACUCUACUGUCAAACCUUCUUGCUCAAAAGAAACUGUCACACCAGCUUCAAGAUCAUGGUGAUGAUGAUGAUUAUCCAAUGCUUGAUGCUUUCAGAACUGAGUUAGAUGAGUAUGGAAAGCACCAAUCAAGAUUGGCUACAACAAUUUUCAAAGCAAUAGCAGAGAACCUGGAGCUGGGUCGAGAACUGUCGGACUGUUAUCUAUCCACAUCGACUGGUAACAUGCGGGUUUACCGCUACCCACAAUGUUCGGAGGAGAACCGAGCAUGGGGGAUCGACGCCCACACUGACAGCUCAGUGAUAUCGAUACUGUACCAUGAUGAAGUCGGAGGUUUUGAAGUUUACAAGGAUGGUAAUUGGCUCCCAGUCAAACCUAUUCCCAACACUCUCGUCCUUCUCCUCGGUGAUAUGAUGCAGGCGAUGAGCAAUGAUAAAUACAAGAGUGUGAAACAUAAGGUGAAGAUAAACAAGUACGAGGAUCGAAUGUCAGCUGGUUACUUCGUGUUCCCUAAGGAAAACGGUGUGAUUCGGAGCUCAAACUACAAGCCUUUUUGUUACGCUGAAUUUCGAGCACAAGUUCAACAUGACUUAAAGACCGUUGGAUACAAAAUUGGUCUCGACCACUUCAAGCUUCACUGAUGACAAUGACACCCCUCUUCUAAUUACUUUACUACUAGUGUGCUUUUUUUUUUUCCCCUUUUUUUUCUUGGGUUAUUUUUGAAGUUCAAAAAACAUGUCAUGAUGUGUGGUGUGGGCAGACUCUAUUGUGAGUAGACAGUGAAAAAGAAUAUAAAAAUGGUGUGUCUCUAGUUUUAAUCUUGAAGAAAGAUGGCUAUUUUGUGUUUUUA
Messenger RNA from Camellia sinensis, 1381 nucleotides. RefSeq names its product gibberellin 2-beta-dioxygenase 8. NCBI's taxonomy places the organism in Eukaryota, Viridiplantae, Streptophyta, Magnoliopsida, Ericales, Theaceae. The record is from RefSeq and is a predicted model, not a curated record.